This is a messenger RNA of Durio zibethinus, 1685 nucleotides long. RefSeq names its product 3-oxo-Delta(4,5)-steroid 5-beta-reductase-like. Lineage: Eukaryota; Viridiplantae; Streptophyta; Magnoliopsida; Malvales; Malvaceae. The record is from RefSeq and is a predicted model, not a curated record.
UACACACCUUCUUUCUCUCUUACACUUUCCCUCUCUACUCUUUAUCCUCUAAGUUAUAUAUAGAUAUAACUUUCGUAAUCUUUAUACAUAGAUCCUUCCGCACCCCCUUGUAAAGCCAAAUUUUUAUCAAACACCAAAGCCAGACUGUUGAUUGGCAGUCCCAUCAAUCAUCAAUCUCCUUCUCUUAUUGUUUUUUAUUUCUUUAUAUAUCGUUUCCUACCCUGCCCAGAAAUUCAAUCAAAUUAUCUCAAAAGAAAAGCAUGAGCUGGUGGUGGGCCGGUGCCGUUGGCGCUGCUAGGAAGAAAUUUGAUGAAGAUGAAGGACCGACAAGCUUCCAGAGUGUUGCGUUGAUAGUCGGAGUGACCGGCAUAGUCGGCAACAGUCUGGCUGAAAUACUUCCAUUAUCCGACACCCCCGGCGGCCCAUGGAAAGUUUACGGGGUGGCUCGACGGCCCAGACCCAACUGGAACGCCGAUCAUCCAAUCGAGUACAUUCAGUGCGACAUAUCCGAUCCGAAGGACACCGAAUCGAAGCUCUCCCAACUUACCGACGUGACCCACAUCUUCUACGUCAGCUGGAUCAACCGAUCAUCCGAAGCCGAGAACUGCGAAAUCAACGGUUCCAUGCUUCGCAACGUCUUGCGUUCCGUGAUCCCGAACGCACCCAAUCUUUGCCACAUCUGUCUCCAAACAGGAGUGAAACAUUACCUCGGACCGUUCGAGUUGUUCGGUAAAAUCCAACCGCACGAUCCGCCUUUUACAGAAGAUUUACCACGGUUAAACGCUCCCAACUUUUACUACACUCAAGAAGACAUCCUCUUUGAAGAAACCGAGAAAAAAGAAGGAUUAACCUGGUCGGUGCACCGACCCGGUCCGAUAUUUGGGUUUUCGCCUUACAGUUUAAUGAACAUCGUUGGAACUCUUUGCGUUUACGCCGCCAUUUGUAAACACGAAGGGAAACCGUUACUUUUUCCUGCAAGCAAAGCCGCUUGGGAAUGUUACUCUGAUGCUUCGGAUGCGGAUUUGAUUGCGGAGCAACAUAUAUGGGCGGCUGUGGAUCCGUAUGCGAAAAACGAAGCUUUUAAUGUGACAAAUGGGGAUGUUUUUAAGUGGAAGCAUUUGUGGAGCGCUUUGGCGGAGCAGUUUGGGAUAGAAGAAUUUGGUUUUGAGGAAGGGAAGAAUUUGGGGUUGCAGGAGAUGAUGAAAGGGAAAGAAAGGGUGUGGGAAGAGAUAGUGAAGGAGAACCAGUUGCAGGAGACGAGGUUGGAGGAGGUGGGAAUUUGGUGGUUUGUGGAUGUGAUGUUAGCAGCGGAGGCGGUGCUGUCGAGUAUGAAUAAGAGUAAGGAGCACGGAUUUCUGGGGUUUAGGAAUUCUAGGAAUUCCUUUGUUACUUGGAUUGAUAAGAUGAAGGUUUACAAGAUUGUGCCUUGAUUCAAUCUCUUGUUUCGAGUUGUUUCCAGUUUUUGGUGAUGAAGAUGAAUUUGCUAUUGCUGAUGUUGUUACUCUAAAAUAAGUACAUAAGCCAAGCAAUUAAUGGCAAAAGCAAGGAACCGUUAGAUUGGUGAAGCUUUUGUUGCGUUUGGCGAAUGCUGUGUGUUUUUCUUUUCUCUUUUUUGGCUUCUGAUGCUGUAUUAUUAUAUUUCGUACAAGCUUGAAUUAUACAAUAGAACUUAUUGAUUAGACAAA